Molecule: messenger RNA, 3851 nt
Organism: Polistes dominula (European paper wasp)
Lineage: Eukaryota; Metazoa; Arthropoda; Insecta; Hymenoptera; Vespidae
Gene: Hsc70Cb
Product: heat shock protein 70Cb
Biological process (GO): protein folding
Cellular component (GO): cytosol; nucleus
Molecular function (GO): ATP binding; ATP-dependent protein folding chaperone
Source: RefSeq, a predicted model, not a curated record
CUCUUUCAGUUUAUCGUACGCAACCGGAGCAAACGGAACAUUUUUUCGUGAAAGUUGUGUUGCUUUAUCAACGUAAUUAAAGACUCCGAAAAUUUUCAUCUAAAACUAUCUUACUUAUCCGAUUCACGUUUCAUCAUUCUCUAACUAAAUUAUCGAUUAUCGUGAAUAGACGAGUGAUUAAAAAAAUAUCCUGAAUAAAUUCUAAUCGAUAGUAAUUCGUGUUACACAGUGUCGUUAGGAGGAACAUCAUCGUAAUAAAAAUCAAAGAAAUCAGCCAUGGCUGCUAUGUCCGUGAUCGGGAUCGACUUCGGAAAUGAGAGCUGUUAUGUCGCGGUAGCAAGAGCGGGAGGUAUCGAGACUAUAGCAAACGAUUAUAGUCUUCGUAACACACCAUCAUGCGUUGCAUUCAGUGGAAAAAACCGUGUGCUUGGUGUAGCUGCAAAAAAUCAAAUGGUAACCAACAUGAAGAAUACCAUUUAUGGAUUCAAGAGGCUUUUAGGUAGAGAGUAUCUAGAUCCCCAAGUACAACGUGAACUGAAAUGUUUAUCAUUUAAAACCUCCCCACUAAAAGAUGGUGGUAUUGGAAUACAUGUACAAUAUUUAGGAGAAGAACAUAUUUUUUCACCGGAACAAAUAACAGCUAUGUUAUUCACAAAAUUAAAAGACACUUCUGAAACAGCACUUCAAACUGCAGUUAAUGAUUGUGUCAUAUCCGUACCAUCAUAUUAUACACAAGCUGAAAGGCAAGCUUUGCUCGAUGCUGCACGUAUCGCAGGCCUAAAUGUUCUAAGAUUGUUUAACGAAACAACUGCCACCGCAUUAACUUAUGGUAUUUACAAACAAGAUUUACCAGCUCCCGAAGCGGCACCGAGAAACGUAGUAUUCGUCGAUUGUGGCUAUGCUAGUUUACAAGUGUGUAUUUGCGCAUUUCAUAAAGGAAAGCUCAAGAUGCUAGCUAGUGCAGCUGAUAGUAAUUUGGGUGGUAGGGACAUAGAUACCAUCUUAGCGGAACAUUUUUGUAAAGAUUUUCAAUCUCGAUAUCGCAUAGAUCCGCAUACAAGUCCGCGGGCGUACUUAAGGUUACUUGCCGAAGUAGAAAAAUUGAAGAAACAAAUGUCAGCUAAUUCUACUACUCUUCCACUUAACAUCGAAUGUUUUAUGGAAGAAAAAGACGUUCAUGGUGAAAUGAAACGAGCGGAUAUGGAAGCUAUGUGUGCUCACUUAUUCAAACGUGUUGAAACGACUCUUAGGCAAUGUUUAGCAGACUCAAAAUUACAAUUAGAAGAAAUACAUUCAGUAGAGAUAGCUGGUGGAUCUAGUCGUGUUCCUGCGUUAAAACGUGUUGUCGAAGAAGUAUUUGGUAGGCCGAUAUCAACGACAUUAAAUCAAGAUGAAGCUGUUGCUCGUGGUUGUGCAUUACAAUGUGCAAUGCUUAGCCCUGCAGUUAGAGUCAGAGAUUUUUCGGUCACUGAUAUACAACCAUAUCCAUUGAAGUUAACAUGGGAUCCUACUCAAGGAGAAGAAGGAGAAAUGGAAGUGUUUGGAUAUAACCAUCCUAUCCCAUUCUCAAAAAUGUUAACAUUCUAUCGUUCAAGUCCAUUUAAGCUUACUGCUAGCUACAGUAUGCCACCAUCAUCAUAUCCUUCAACAUAUGUUGGUGUUUUUGCUAUUAAAAAUGUUAAGCCAACACCAGAAGGUGAGGCAUCGAAAGUUAAGGUAAAAGUGAGAAUAAAUCUCAAUGGUAUUCUUACUAUUGCAUCUGCAUCGCUUGUGGAAAAACGUGAGCCAACGCAACAAGAAAAAGAAGAAGAAGAAAAAUUAUUGCAACAACAACAACAGCAACAAAAUAAUAUGGAAGUUGAACAGGACAAUAAGAAAGAUAAAUCUGAUCAAGAAGCACAAGCAAAGGAACCACCAGCACCUGAGGUGAGCAUGGAUAAGACUCGAAGGAACUCAGAUGCUGACGAUGGUGGAAAAGGUGUUAGGGGUUCUGCCCCUUCCUGCUCCUCGAGGAUUCUCUCUUGGUUCAGUUCGAAUGAAGAUAAAGGAGAAGAUGCCAAAAGCAAGAAAAAAGUUCCUGUACGGACAAUUGAAUUACCAAUCGAGGCAAAUGUCAGUGGACUUUCUCAAAGAGAGCUAGAUAUAGCUUUAGAAAAAGAGUGUAAAAUGAUAGCUGAAGAUAGACAGGAGAACGAACGUAUUGAUGCACGUAAUGCAUUAGAAGAGUACGUUUAUGAUUUACGUUCUAAACUGACCGACGAUUUUCAAUUGGCUUCAUUCGUUACGGAAAAUGACAAAGAUUCGCUUUGCCGUACGUUAGAUGAAACUGAAGUUUGGCUUUACGAGGAAGGAGAGGAUUGUCAACGACAAGUUUAUAUAGAUCGUUUAACACGCUUAAAGGCACAAGGUGAGCCAAUAAAAGAUAGGAGACGAGAAUUUGAGGGAAGAGGACAAGCAUUGGAUGAACUAGCAGGUGCAUUACAACUUGCUAAAAAAGGAUUAGAUAACAUUAAGGCUUCCUAUGGGAAGGACGAUAAGUAUUCUCAUCUAACCGACGAUGAGAUUAAAAAGGUCGAGAAAAUAGUGCAAGAAAAAUGGGCUUGGUUAGAAGAGAAACGUGUAGUACUUGCAAGUACUCCUCGUACGCAACCACCACCAACAACAGUAGCUCAGAUACGUUCGGAGAAACAGGCAUUAGAUAGCGUUGUAUUGCCAAUUUUGAAUAAACCUAAACCUAAGGUAGAACCUCCUAAAGAGGAUAAGCCAAAGGACAAAAAUGCUACUGCUAAUGAUCAAAAGAGUACUAAUCAGAAUAGUCAGGGUGACGCUCACAUGGAAAAUAAUCAACCACAAACUGAAGAUGAUAAGAUGGAUGUUGAGUAACAGUCAUCUCAAUUUAUGUUUUUUUAAAUAUUAUCAAAUUUACCAAGGAUUGAGAAAUGGUGAAUAUUUCAUUAUGAAAUUAUCCUCAUCAUUGUCACACAAGCGCCUGAUAUGACUUAGUUAGACAGCACACGUUGUUUUUCUAUUUCUCUCUUUUUCUGACUGUCUAUCUAUCCUGUCUCUCUCCUCCUCUCUCUAUUCUUUUUUUUUUUCUUUUUUUUUUUUUUGUAAUUUCUUUUUAAUCAUUACCAAUUUGAUAAAUUUUCUAGUUCGUUGAGCGAUCGUUUGUUAUUUGGAAGUGGGUGUCUUGGAAAUACAAAAAAAGAAAAGUAAAGUACACACACGAUAAAAAUAACCUUAAUAAUUACACAAUCAAUUUAUUCGUACUAUCAUGUCAUUCAUAAUACAUUGUAAUAUAUAUAAAUAUAUAUAUAUAUGUAUACCUAACAAAUGUAAUAUGUGUGUACAGGGUAGGCUAUUUAAAUUAUUAAAAAUAAUUAAUAUAAAUUAAUUAAUAGCUUAUCUUGUAUGGAUUAUUCGUCUCUCGAAAAAAUAGAAAUUUCAUCCUGUACACAUGUAUCAUCUUUUGCGUACAUAUUGUGACAUAUUUUAAGUAAUGUAUUUAAAAAAACACAAAUUUAUGAGAGAUUUAUUAUAUGAUUAAUAAAUUUCCAAGACACAAUUAAAUGAAGGAAAAAUUGCUAUGUCAGUAUGAUAUAAUCUUAAAAAAAAAAAAAAAAUAAGAGACUCUCUAAGUGUUCUCUAAAAUGCCAGUGAAACAUGUUUAAUACUAAAUUAAAUUUUUUGUGAAGUAGUAAACAUCGCUGGCGAUCUUAUGUAUUUAAAAACAAAUAACAUAUUGUUCAUUCCAUCGUUUUCGAAAGCGGGACAGUUAACACAAAAAAAUCUACUGUCAAACAAAUUUAUGUUGCAUUUAUGAUACUUAAAUAAAUUAAUGUUUCACUUAA